CUGGCAGUCAAACUAGUUCAGCUCUGACAGCUACGGAGUGUAGAUAAAUCAAAUAUCUUUAAAAUUAGGCAUUGUCUUCGUUUGCCUCUGUUUGGCGCCGGGACAACCAUAGACCAAAUCCGUUUGCUCGGACGCUCGGGCUAAUUCAAAUUCAAGCAACCAAAUUCCGCGAAUUCAUCAAAUUUUGCAAGUACCGCUAUUACCGUAAAUUCCGCUAGUAUCUAUCACAAAAUUCAAGUCAUAAUGUAUCCAAAUCCGAACGCAAACGUGUGCGUGAUGGUGUCGGUGCCCACCGCCCAGCAGGAGGCGGCACAGCAGCAGCGCCAGCACAACAAGCGCUACGCCGAGAACUACAACAACAUCGAGUGCAGCUGCGCCUGCCACAACUGGAGCUCCGUCUACUGCGGCCAGUGCCGGCAGCGGCCGGACAGGAGCCACUCCCUGGAGCUGCCGGGUGUGGAGCGGACAGCGCCACUGGAGAAGGUGCUGCGCCAGAUAGUCGUCCAGCUGCGGGUGGAGCAUGUGUUCUGGUCACAUGAUCUGGGCGGCGGGCAGCUGCAGGCGCGCUUCGAGCUGAAGCAGGACGAGCUCUACGAGCGUCUGCUCUACACGCUGAAGGAGUGGGGCAUCGGCAAACGGCCGGGCACCCAUGUGACGGCCUUCCACUGCCUGGACACGAACGUGCCGUUCGAGGCGGCGGCAAAAUCUCGCGCCUAUGGAUCGGCAGGAGCCGGAUCAGGAGCAGCGGGCGCGCUCGAACCCUACGACGAGGACACGAAUGAGGGCCAGCACGUGGGCUGGCAGAGCUUCGUGGACUCGGUGCGCUGCCGGCUGAACGUGAACCAGGUGGUGCGAAUGGUGCGCCGCGAUGCCACCGUCAACUUUGACUUCGUGGUGCUGCUGAUGGUCGCCGCUCUGCUCUCCUGCGUCGGCCUGGUGGAGAACAGCUUCCUGUACCUAUCCAGCAGCAUGCUCAUCUCGCCGCUGAUGGGCCCGAUCAUAGCGGCGAUAUUCGGCUCGGUGAUCAAUGACCGGGGACUGCGCUGGCUGGGCAUCAAGAACGAGCUGAUCGGCAUUGGCAUCUCCGUGGGCACCGGCUUCCUCUUCGGCUGCGCCGUCUGCCUGUGCGGCAUGAGCCGCUUCUUCAUGCUAUCCACCGGCUUCACCGACGAGAUCAUCUCGCGCUGCGACACCCACUCGCUGGCCAUCGGUUUCUGCACGGCGCUCGUCUCCGGCGCGGCGGCGGCCAUUGGCGUGCUGGGCGGCAAUACUGGUUCGCUGGUGGGCGUGGCCAUAUCGGCAUCCCUGCUGCCGCCGGCCGUCAACGCCGGCCUGCUGUGGGCCAUCGCCCUCUGCACCCGACUGUUCCACAUCGAUCCGGAUCUGCUGCAGAGCCUGUCCAAGCACCGGGACUACUCGACGCACCUGCACGUGGAGCUCUUCGUCUGCGCGACGGUGAGCAUGGCCCUCACGCUGGUCAACGUGCUGUGCGUGUGGGUGAUGGGCGUGGUGGUGCUGCGCAUCAAGGAGGUGGCGCCAGCGGUGCAGCGGGAUCAGCAGUUCUGGCGGCACGAUGUGCGCCUCGCCCGCGAGGUGGCGCUGAACGAUCCGGAGCUGCACAGCGCCAUCGAUCGCCUGGACCUGGACGAGCGGCGGCAUGUGAAUCUGGAUGCCGACCACUACCAGCACACCUGGUCGCCGGGCACGGUGGUGCGGCCGCGCCACCGCUCGGACACGGCUGGCAGCGAGGGCGAGGACAAGGAGUCCAGCCGCACCUAUCACACGGUGCACGGCUUCCAGAACUUCUGCAUGACGCUGCACAAGCGCAGCUCGGAGCCGGCCAAGCGGCGGUCCGGCGUGCUGCCCAGCUUCCUGGACGUGUUCAAGCCACUGGAGUCAACCGAACGCAGCUCAGCUCCGCUAAAAGUAGUCACCCAUCCGCCGCCACCGCCACCACCACCACAGGCAGAGCCAGAGCCAGAGCCUCUGUCCAUACCGACUCAAGCAGCGGGCAGCGACGCCAUCGCCAACUAUCGCAGCCUGCCCGAUCUGCGGGUCGACUGCCCCGACAGCCAGGAGGAAUGCACCCUGGAGCUCUCCGAUCCUGAGCCGCACACCAAGUCGAAGAUCUCGCGCAGCGUACACUGGCACGUGGAGCGCCGUCCGCUGAACGAAAGUCCCGACUCCUGCUCACAGGCCGGCAGCAGCCAGGACUCACAGCGGCGCUUCUCCAUCCGGAUGCUGGUCCCACCACCGCCCGACCGUCGACUGCGUCUGCUGGAGCGCCGCCAGCCCGAGGACAGCGAGGAGAGCGAGUACAAGCACGAGUUCAAUGUUUAGUCCAACUGUACAUCUCUGUGCGUGUGUGUGUGCGUGUGUGUGUGCG
Drosophila navojoa is the source of this 2386-nucleotide messenger RNA. RefSeq lists its product as uncharacterized. The record is from RefSeq and is a predicted model, not a curated record. NCBI's taxonomy places the organism in Eukaryota, Metazoa, Arthropoda, Insecta, Diptera, Drosophilidae.